This is a messenger RNA of Camelina sativa (false flax), 770 nucleotides long. Its product is annotated as protein SPIRAL1-like 3. Gene Ontology annotation, biological process: cortical microtubule organization. Lineage: Eukaryota; Viridiplantae; Streptophyta; Magnoliopsida; Brassicales; Brassicaceae. The record is from RefSeq and is a predicted model, not a curated record. Gene Ontology annotation, cellular component: cortical microtubule, transverse to long axis.
GCCCCUUUAAGCCCAUUUUGGAAUACUUUUGUUGUGUCAUUUCUUCCUCUCUGAGUGGCUCAGUGCAUAUCCAUUUCCAACUGUUUCUCUCUUCCUUGAUUUGCGGCCAAUCGUUGAAGAAGAAAGAAGAAGUAGAGAGCAGAAGAUACUACUACAGACUACAGACUACAGACUACAGACUACAGAGACAGAGAGAUCUUGCAAGAUGGGUAAAGCAAGAGGAGUGAACAAUGGUGUUAAUGAAAGUUCUCUCGGCUAUCUCUUUGGUUCCGGUCAGCCUUCUUCCACCGCCGCAGCCGCAAUGGGGACUACUACGACUACGACCACCACAACUACCACCGAUGGAACCGGAGGGAGACCGAUUACCACCACGACUACUACGGUGACUGACAACAAGAAGACAUCUGCUGGUGUUAGAGGAAGCCCUAAUAACUACUUCAGAUCAGAAGGCCAAAACUGUGGAAACUUUCUCACGGACAGGCCAUCUACUAAGGUUCAUGCAGCUCCUGGUGGAGGAUCUUCUCUUGGUUACCUGUUUGGAGGACCAAGUCCUGCUGGAUCUGGAAACAAAUAAUCAAGUUUACUUUUUGUGUAUCCGAUAACUCGGAUUUGUGUAAAUCAUCAAAAGUGUGGCUUUAUCCCUCUGUGAACCCCUGUGUGUGAUUCAAUUCUGAUGUUUGCCUUUGAGAUCUAAUUCUUUGUGUUGUUACAAAAAAAUCAGACAAUGUUUUCUGUAAGUUUCAAGGAAAUAAACUAAGUACUGAUCUACC